This is a messenger RNA of Sphaeramia orbicularis (orbiculate cardinalfish), 1317 nucleotides long. It is a transcript of the gene gdf9, whose product is annotated as growth differentiation factor 9. NCBI's taxonomy places the organism in Eukaryota, Metazoa, Chordata, Actinopteri, Kurtiformes, Apogonidae. The record is from RefSeq and is a predicted model, not a curated record. Gene Ontology annotation, molecular function: growth factor activity; cytokine activity. The transcript is spliced from 2 exons. Gene Ontology annotation, cellular component: extracellular region. Bases 1 to 1317 code for a protein of 438 amino acids.
AUGGAGAAGUACAUGCUGGUGUCAACUGUCCUUCCUUAUUUUCGGACGGUUGUCUUGCUGCUGGUGGUGAUCUGCAGUUGCCCGGGGGUCGGGCCCACUCCGGCCGCCUCCGGGGCCGUGCACACUCCGGAAGACUUCAGUCGGCGUUCGUUUGGAAGCAUCUUCUCCCCACUGCUCAAAGCCUUGGAGGAGCACGGAGGGUCGAGGUGGAACCCAGGCAUGAGGAGAAAGAUGAAACCCGAGCACAGGUACAUCAAAUACCUGACGGAGGUCUUCAAGAAAUCCAGACUGCAGAGUAGUUUGGACGGGACGGAAACCUACAACACAGUCCGACUGAUGAAGCCCCAAGACGAAUGUCUGGCCCAAAGUAACAAAGAGAGUUUUACGCAGGGUGUCUCCUACAGCCUGGAUCAAAUUCGGAAAAAAGAGGAGCUUCUGAAAUCAACCCUACUGUACAGUUUUGACCCUGACGAUGCUGCAUCUUUCAACUCUGUGUGCUUCCUCAGCAUCAAGGAGCAGGAACACUCAAACCAGUGUCAGCUGUGUCCUGAGGUCCACCUGGCUGUGAACUUCACAGCCAACGUAGACCAAUGGAACGGAAGAAACUGGGUGGAGGUGGACAUGACGCGAUUUCUAAUGCCUCUCCUAAAAUUUCAGAAGAACAAAAUACACCUGUUCAUCAAUGUCACCUGCCCAGAGGAACAAAUAGUCAGGGCUGAUGGUCACAGAGGCACAAUGGAGUUCACCCUGAGGUCCCCUCCACUGCUUUUGUAUCUCAGUGACACUGGUAAAAUUGUCCAUCAGAAGUUACUAUCUAGCACUAAAGCAGACCAGAAACCGACGACUGCCGCAGAUAAACCACACAAGCAGGUGAUUUUCAAAGCAAAACACAGGACUGGGCACAAAAGCAGAUGGAAAAGGGAAUCUCCGAAAAGCAAACGAGGUGAUAAAAGCCUCGAUAGCCACCUGCCUGAGCUACUGUCCAGCUCUGAGUUUCCAACAACUGACUGUGCCUUGUAUGAUUUCAGGGUGCGAUUUAGUCAGCUUAAACUUGAUCACUGGAUUGUUUUUCCUCCCAAGUACAACCCUAGGUACUGCAAAGGUAUCUGCCCAAGAACCAUGGGCUUUAUAUAUGGCUCCCCUGUCCAUACCAUGGUGCAAAACAUCAUAUAUGAGAAGUUAGAUUCCUCUGUGCCCAGACCGUCAUGUAUUCCCUCCCAUUACAGCCCGCUGAGCGUCAUGAUCUUUGAAGAGGAUGGCUCCUAUGUCUACAAGGAGUUUGAAGACAUGGUUGCCACUCGGUGUACAUGUCGCUAA